GGAGACGGCAGCCCUGAGAUGCAUUUUCCUCUCCAGCGGCCAUGUUAACCAGGAAACCUUCGGCCGCCGCUCCCGCCGCCUACCCGACCGGCCGAGGAGGGGACAGCGCCGUUCGCCAGCUUCAGGCUUCCCCGGGGCUCGGUGCGGGGGCCCCCCGGAGCGGAGUGGGGACCGGCCCGCCCUCCCCCAUCGCCCUGCCGCCGCUCCGGGCCAGCAACGCUGCCACCGCAGCCCACACGAUUGGCGGCAGUAAGCACACAAUGAAUGACCACCUACACGUCGGCAACCACAGCCAUGGACAGAUCCAGGUUCAGCAGCUGUUUGAGGAUAACAGUAACAAGCGGACAGUGCUCACAACACAACCAAAUGGGCUUACAACGGUGGGCAAAACGGGGCUGCCGGUGGUGCCGGAGCGGCAGCUGGAGAGCAUCCACAGACGGCAGGGGAGCUCCACCUCUCUGAAGUCUCUGGAAGGCAUGGGGAAGGUGAAAGCCACCCCCAUGACACCCGAGCAAGCGAUGAAGCAAUACAUGCAGAAACUAAGCAGCUUUGAACACCAUGAGAUUUUCAGCUACCCUGAAAUAUACUUCUUGGGUCCAAACGCAAAGAAGCGCCAGGGCAUGACAGGCGGGCCGAACAACGGUGGCUACGACGAUGACCAGGGAUCCUACGUGCAGGUGCCUCACGAUCACGUGGCUUACAGGUACGAGGUCCUCAAGGUCAUUGGGAAGGGGAGCUUUGGGCAGGUGGUCAAGGCCUACGACCACAAAGUCCACCAGCACGUGGCCCUGAAGAUGGUGAGGAACGAGAAGCGUUUCCACCGGCAGGCGGCCGAGGAGAUCCGCAUCCUGGAGCACCUGCGGAAGCAGGACAAGGACAACGCCAUGAACGUCAUCCACAUGCUGGAGAACUUCACCUUCCGCAGCCACAUCUGCAUGACGUUCGAGCUGCUCAGCAUGAACCUCUACGAGCUCAUCAAGAAGAACAAGUUCCAGGGCUUCAGCCUGCCUUUGGUUCGCAAGUUCGCCCACUCCAUCCUGCAGUGCCUGGAUGCUUUGCACAAAAACAGGAUAAUUCACUGUGACUUGAAGCCCGAGAACAUUUUAUUAAAGCAGCAGGGUAGAAGCGGGAUUAAAGUGAUUGAUUUUGGCUCCAGUUGUUACGAGCAUCAGCGGGUCUACACGUACAUCCAGUCCCGUUUUUACCGGGCCCCGGAAGUGAUCCUCGGCGCCAGGUACGGCAUGCCCAUCGACAUGUGGAGCCUGGGCUGCAUCCUAGCGGAGCUCCUGACUGGAUACCCCCUCUUGCCUGGGGAAGAUGAAGGGGACCAGCUGGCCUGUAUGAUUGAACUGCUGGGCAUGCCCUCCCAGAAACUGCUGGAUGCAUCCAAACGAGCCAAAAAUUUUGUGAGCUCCAAGGGUUAUCCCCGUUACUGCACCGUCACGACUCUCUCAGACGGCUCCGUGGUUCUCAACGGAGGCCGUUCCCGGAGGGGGAAACUGAGGGGCCCACCGGAGAGCAGAGAGUGGGGGAAUGCACUGAAGGGGUGUGACGAUCCCCUUUUCCUUGACUUCUUAAAACAGUGUUUGGAAUGGGAUCCUGCGGUUCGCAUGACCCCUGGCCAGGCUUUGCGGCAUCCCUGGCUGAGGAGGCGGCUGCCAAAGCCUCCAACGGGGGAGAAGACGUCAGUGAAAAGGAUCACCGAGAGCACUGGUGCUAUCACAUCCAUUUCCAAGUUACCUCCACCUUCCAGCUCAGCUUCCAAACUGAGGACUAAUUUGGCACAGAUGACAGAUGCCAAUGGGAAUAUUCAGCAGAGGACAGUGUUGCCAAAACUUGUUAGCUGAGCUCAGUCCCCCCCGAUGCUGGUAAUUCUGAAAGAUACGACAUUGCUGAGCCUUACUGGGUUGAAAAGGAGUAGCUCAGACCUGUUUUUAUUUGCUCAAUAACUCGACUCAUUUGUAUCUUUUUGGCACUUAUUUUAAUGUAAGAAAGUUGUUUGUUUUGUUUUUAUAAAAUACAUGGGGACAAUGCUUUAAGUUUUUCUACUUUCUGAAACUGUUUUUGUGUUCUAAAAGUACGAUGAGCCUUACUGUAUUUAGUGUGGCAGAGUAAUAAACAUCAGUGGCAGGCCAUUGAUUACGUCAUGACUGCCGCGCAUCUACAGAUUGGUGUCAAAGACGUUCACUACGUGUUCAUGGUUCAUAGUAUAUUCUCCCCAAGGUGAUUGCCUCCGAAGGCCCCCCUUCUCUCUCCACGCUUCAGGUUCAUGCACAGGUGCAGCCUGUCCUGCUUCCGUUUGCCAUAAGUUACCCAGGUGGUAGUGAUGGUGGGAGGAGAAUGGUCAGGAUGAAGAUGAUAUUCUAAGAAAAACUGCACCUUAGAGAUUUUUCCCUAAAAUAGUGCUCAAAGACAAAAUACAAUCCCCACAGUUGAAAUGCCCAGUUAGCAUUCUGACAUUCUAACGGCCGGCCAAGCAGACCUGGUGGAUGAAUGGAAACGUGUGUUCCUCCAGAUUCUCCAGUGUGAUCAGCGAGCUGUUUUGCAAAGAAGCCUUGUUUAACAAAAUUGGUUUUGCACCUAAAUUUAGAAAUGUAUUACAUGAACUGUUCCUCCCUUCUCUUUGCUUUUCUCCCUGCUGUUCUUCUUUCACCACACAUCUGUUGCUUACAUUUAAUUUCUUUUUCUUCCUUCAAAUAUAUAUCCCAGACUCCUAAUACAGAAGAGAGACAUUUUAGCUGUGAUUAUGACCAUCUUUUCAUGUUCCAGUUUAAAAAAGAACAGCCUAGCUACUUAAGGUGGGGAUUUCCAUAGCUCCAAAGACGGUUUAGCAGAUUAGACUGAGUUCACACUUUUCACGUGCCACAGUAAGGUUCUCUUAGCCUGGGAAAACAUCAACUCUUUAAAAAGAGAGAGGGUUGAAAAUCCUCUUCAUGAACAGAAGUCAUUGUGCUUGUUCAGCAAGGCCAAUUUUAACAACAAAUUCGAAGGAGGAAAAGUUCAGCCUCAAGUUAAAUGGUUUGAUUUACUCUAUGCAUCAUUAGAAGA
This is a messenger RNA of Eubalaena glacialis (North Atlantic right whale), 3048 nucleotides long. RefSeq names its product dual specificity tyrosine phosphorylation regulated kinase 2 (gene DYRK2). Gene Ontology annotation, biological process: peptidyl-serine phosphorylation; peptidyl-threonine phosphorylation. The transcript has 3 exons. Gene Ontology annotation, molecular function: protein serine/threonine kinase activity; ATP binding; protein serine/threonine/tyrosine kinase activity. The coding region runs from base 42 to 1847 and encodes 601 amino acids. The record is from RefSeq and is a predicted model, not a curated record. Gene Ontology annotation, cellular component: nucleus. NCBI's taxonomy places the organism in Eukaryota, Metazoa, Chordata, Mammalia, Artiodactyla, Balaenidae.